Molecule: messenger RNA, 1059 nt
Organism: Fraxinus pennsylvanica
Lineage: Eukaryota; Viridiplantae; Streptophyta; Magnoliopsida; Lamiales; Oleaceae
Source: the annotation of a GenBank genome assembly
AUGGACUAUCUCUUUGGAUACAUUCCUCUCAUAAUUGCCUUGCAUAUCUUCACUAAACACUCUCUUCGUAAACUGAAAAAUCUCCCACCUAGUCCCCUUCUUAAUCUGCCCAUUUUUGGCCAUCUCCAUCUGCUGGAGAAACCCCUCUACAGAUCUUUAGCCAAGAUUUCUGACAGUUACGGCCCAAUACUUUUACUUCAAUUUGGCUCCCGCCGUGUCCUGGUCGUGUCCUCACCUUCGUCGGCCGAGGAGUGCCUCCAUAAAAACGAUAUUAUUUUUGCCAACCGGCCCAAUCUGAUUGCAGGAAAACAUAUAGGAAAUGAUUAUACAACCGUUGUAUGGUCUCCUUAUGGUGACCAUUGGAGAAACCUUCGAAAAAUAUCUUCAAUUGAAUUGUUAUCCACUCAUAGACUCGAGAUGCUUCAGAGUGUUCGUACUGAUGAGAUCAAGGACAUGAUAAAAACGCUCCACCGAUAUUCAGACGCACGUCAGACUGUUGAUAUGAAAACUGCCUUCUACGACAUGAUGAUGAAUGUGAUGAUGAGAAUGAUUGCUGGAAAAAAAUAUUACGGUGAGAAUGUGGAAGAUAUCAAGAUGGCAAAGAGGUUUAGGGAGAUUGUGCAUGAUACUCCUCGGAUUGUAGGUGCGACAAGAAUACAAGAUUUUUUGCCAGUGUUAAGGUGGCUGGGAGCUGGAGGGGCCGAGAAAAGAUUGGUGAUGUUACAGAAAAAGAGAGACAUGUUCAUGCAGGAACUGGUGGAACAAUGUAAAAAAGGAAUGGUGAGUACAGCAGCUGGUGAAGUGGGAAGAAAGGAUAAUACAAUGAUUGAAGUACUGUUGAAGCUGCAGGAGAAAGAACCUGAAUAUUACACAGAUAGAAUUAUCAGAAACCUCGUGAUGGCAAGAGGGACCAAUACAUCAGCCGGAACAAUGGAGUGGGCGUUGUCUCUUUUACUGAACAAUCCAGAAGUCUUAAAGAAGGCACAAACAGAAAUAGAUAAUCAUAUAGGAAAUGAACGUAUUAUAAAUGAAUCAGACAUAGCCAAUCUUCCUUACUGA